This is a messenger RNA of Topomyia yanbarensis, 1396 nucleotides long. RefSeq lists its product as uncharacterized. NCBI's taxonomy places the organism in Eukaryota, Metazoa, Arthropoda, Insecta, Diptera, Culicidae. The transcript is spliced from 2 exons. The record is from RefSeq and is a predicted model, not a curated record. The coding region runs from base 374 to 1396 and encodes 340 amino acids.
UCGAACCCUUUCAACAUAAGCUGUUGGAUGACGUUUUAUUUGAUGGUGAUGAGUACGGAAUGGAAACUUUAGAAGAGUUCAUGGAUGAAACCACAGAAAAUGCCACUCGUCAAGAAAUUUUUGAACGUAGUGACAGUGCUAUCUUUGAAAAAUCGGUAUCUUCUGUUGAUUUCAACGAAUCUGACCUGCAGCAGGAAGAUCUAAGUAACAAUGCUAUCGUUGCAAAACCGCUAUUGUCUGAAGAUUUAAAUUCAUAGCGUGUCGACAAUUGGCCUCCGUUGAUACGCUAGAACAAAUCGGCCAUUCAUCUCCCAUCAUAUCUCUACUGCAAACUGUACAAAGUCGGGGAAAACACUUGACUCGCAGUUGCGGUAUGCGUUACUCCAGGUGUGAAAGAGAAAUAUUUCUAUACAAAUUCAUACAGCAAGGACCGGAAGCCUAUAAAUUUUUAUAUGCGAAUACUCCAUGUCCAAGCAUUAGAACAUUGCAACGUGAUCUCCAGAAGCGAUCUGAAUUAAUCGAAGAGGGAAAAAUUAGAGUUGAGGAGCUUAAAGCUUACUUGAAAAGAAACAAUCUACCAAUGGUUAUUGUUUUGAGCGAAGACGCCACAAAAAUAAACGGUGCACUUGAGUAUGACUCCACCAAGAAUAAAGUUUGCGGUUUAGUAGCUCCUUUAGAUUGCAGCGGAAUACCACAGUGUGGUUUAUUUGAAGUGAAAACCCCUAAAAAACUAAUUUCUGAUGUCCAAAAAUACCCCACUGGACGCAAUGUUGUGGUAACCAUGGCACAGCCACUAACAUUAACAGCGGCGCCUUUUUGCUUACAGUAUUUUUGUACAGAUAAUAAGUUCACGAGUGCUCAAGUACGCACCAGAUGGAGUGUCAUAAAAAAUAAGUUGAUCGACGUUGGUAUAAGGAUUAUAGCGAAAUCGACAGACGGCGAUCCACGUUAUAUCACUGGUAUGAAAGAAGAUAUGUGUAUUCCUACAAUCACUGACAACCCUUAUGGAGAAAGUUUCGUCGCAUCAUGCAACACCGAUGAUAUUUGCGUGCAAGAUCCAACGCAUACGAUCAACAAGUUCAGGACUAGGUUAAUGCGGCGUGACAAACAGCUUAUUAUUGGUAAGCAUCAAAUUACUCGUACGCACCUCGAAGAUCUUAUUCGUACGGUGUCAAAAGAUAAACAUGGAUUGUCAUUGGGUGAUUUGAAUGAAGACGACAAGAUGAAAUUCCAACCAGUUCUAAAAAUUACUAAACCAGCUGUACUUCACUGGAUGAAACAAUCCGUUGCAGCAAGUCAAGCAACUGUUCUGUAUUUAACGAUGAUGCGAUCAUUCAUGUGUGCAUUUAUGGACUCGUCUGUAUCACCUACGGAUGCUGUUUUCAAAUGCUGGUAA